Sycon ciliatum is the source of this 5699-nucleotide messenger RNA. RefSeq lists its product as uncharacterized. The record is from RefSeq and is a predicted model, not a curated record. Bases 3199 to 5049 code for a protein of 616 amino acids. The transcript is spliced from 2 exons. NCBI's taxonomy places the organism in Eukaryota, Metazoa, Porifera, Calcarea, Leucosolenida, Sycettidae.
GGGGGAAACUCUGACCCGUUUCCUUUCUUGCUCGCUUGCUUGUGUUGUGUUGUCGCGCUGCGUUAUUGCACUUCUUUUUCACCAUUCUUUCAGAGGCGACAGGCGCCGUAGACACGCUGUUCGAGGUGCCCAUUCUGCACCCUUGAUUGUGUGUGUAUGAGCGAGCUUGUGUGUCUGUGUGGAGCUCCGGGCUGUGCCGCCCAAUGGAGCCGGGGUUGUCCUUGAAGCGAGUUGCAUCACUGGCGCGGAUAAGUUUUGUCGCCGAGCGCCGUGAGAUUCCUAUUGAUCAAGGCGCCGUUGAGCAAUGGGACGCGUCCGUUCAGUGAUCCGUAAAGUGUUGUUGCUUGCGGGCAAAGAAAUGGUUCUUUCUAUGCGCACACGGGGUUAGGUGGUAUUACUGCAAGUCGUUGGUCGGACGAGUGAUGCAGGGUUUUUCUGGCCCGCAAAGCUCAAAGACUCAAACAUGCACAUCGCGACCAGGCCAGGAAGCCAGAUGACUUUCUUGAUUAGGUUUUGUGGCGUUUUGCCACUGCCACUGGUAGUAGUGGUACGGCAGUAGGGCUGUAGCGUCGAUCGCUCAGCUGGGACAUCUGCUGUUCGCUGUUGCGGAAGAUGGAUUCCGCUGUGAUCUGUUGGCUGUUGCCUGCCUGCUCGGCGAUCCGUUCGUGCAUGAUUGUUCAGCCAGGAGGUGCAGGAUUCCACUGACCCAGUCGGACUGCUUCGCUGUUUCAGCUCAGAGUUCCUGCUUGAACGUGGGGAUGUGCGCGAAAGAAUGACGAUGUAAUGUAUGGAUUCGCACCGCCAGGCCGACUGAAGUUGUGCAUAGGCUAGUACUAGUAGUCGGCGGGCGGCCACGUUGGGAUAGUUUGCUAGGUUCAGUCUACUUGGCCCCAGAUGAAGCUUGUGAGCCGUGGCGCACAGUUCCUCUCAACUACUUCAUCAUUCAUACUUCGUAGAGUUGAACCGCGAUGUGAAAACAAUGCAUGUGCUUGUCUUGUGAAAGUGUCGGGUACUCGUUUCAACCAGCUGGAGUUCGGGGAGUCCAAAACUCGCGUGGGAAAUGUUCUAUAAAUCUUCGAGCAAGCGACGAGCUGAAAAGUAGUUCCAAAGACGAUUGUACUGUGUUAGACAAGAGAGAGGAAGAGAGAGAGGAGUUUUGCUGAAGUAGCGUUAGUUCGGUACAUGUCCGUAGCCUCCGGUGAUAACUAGGCUAUCUAACUUCCGUGUGAUCAGCUGACUCAGUGCGAGGUUUUGCAUGCGGCCCCUGCAGAUUGCAUCGCAGACUGCCUGAUUCUAGUGAUACUAGUAGUAGCGUACUGAUACUCAGUACAUCAGAGGUACACGGACACAGGUGCAUUAUUUUCGUGCCCUAGCGCCCUGCGCGCCAGCUGUUUAGCUUGGAGUUUGAAAGAGUGCAUGUCGCGCGCGUCAGUUGUUUAGUUGGACGUUUGAAAGAGUGCAUGUGACUCUGUGAGGAGAAAACUACCUAACCACACCAGCUGAGAGACCGCCACUUCUUCUGUAUUUUUUUGUGAAUGGCUUGUGGAAGCUGGGCUGUGGCAGGGGUGCUGCAUUAGAAAUUCGGUGCUGGUGAAUCAUGACUGUUAUCCAGUCUGCCCCUCCCAGCGUAUCACAUACAUGAUACACACCUCUAGCAAUGUUCGCAAGUAAUAAGUAAUAAACAUGUUGGUACAGUUGAACAUCGAUUAUCCGCACAUCGACUAUCCGACCAUUCGAUUAUCCGUAACAGUUUUUUGGGGCGCACGUGCCGUAGAGUACGCACUGUGCAUGUAGUGAGCCAUUCAAAAAAUACGAAAAUUUUGAAAAGUAAAAAGUAAAAAGGUCGUGCGGCUAGUAAUAACCACUGAAAGUGUGUGAGUGACAGUUUUUUCUUAUCCGGAACAUUUGCCUUAUCUGAACACCGCCUGACAGUUGUCUGCCCAGAGGUGGUCGGAUAAUCGAUGUUCAACUGUAGAGUGUGUUUGUACUAGGCGUGCUGUGUGCGCUCUCACUGGCUUCAUCGGGCCGCCCUGGUGGCUCCUUCCCGCUGUGCAGUCUCUAUGCGCCGGAACCUGCGCUAUUCGGCGAAACCGUGACGGUUUGCGUGCAACAGCAGCUGAUACAUGCCUCCCUCCCUCACGGGUCUCAGCGUUCUGCCGAAAAAUAAUGCCACAGCCCACAGGUCACAGCCCACAGGUGGGCAUUUACUCUAGUGAUGGUAGCAGAAGAUAUCGGUGAUAUUGAACAAGUUUGAUAAAAUAUCUGCAUCAGAUGUAAAUCGCACCGGUCACAUCGACUACAGUCCAUUCAAAAAAAUGAACUUCUAGCUUUUGGCCAUAAAUGGGUCAAACGUUGAGUUUUUUUAGAAUUUUUUUCUGCAAUCCCAUAUGGAAUCCUCUUCCAAUUAUGUUUCUGAAGUUUUUUUGUCCAAAAAGCAAGCCAUAGCAAGAAUAGGAUUUCGGCCAGGUUUUGCCCCAAAAGCACUGAAUUGGGAAAACCAUCAAAAUCCAGGCCGUUUGACCCCGCCUGCAACAGUGCAUUCUGCGGUUCGAACCCCAGUUCAGGCACCCUUUUUGGACCCUUUUUCAAAUUUCAAAGUUCGCAGCACUGCACUGUGUACGAUGAAAUCACGAAAAAUCGCCAAAUACGGGAGCUCGCCAAAGCUAGGACCCAUCUUUUUAUGAAUGGACUGUAACAAUGCGAUGGAAAGAAUAAAGGAAUUUGUGCAGAAGUCAGGCGUUGGCUGUAUAGAAGCAGGACCUGCGAACUACCGAGCAUCAAACAGAGUGCCGUGGGUGGAAACUAGGGCUUGAUAAAUUGUUGUAAAAUCUCCCUCUCUCUCUCUCUCUCUCUCUCUCUCUCUCUCUCUCUCUCUCUCUCUCUCUCUCUCUCUCUCUCUCUCUCUCUCUCUCUCUCUCUCUCUCACACACACACACACACACACACACACACACACACACACACACACACACACACACACACACACACACACACACACACACACACACACACACACACACACACACACACACACACACACACCUCAGACCUCAGACCUGCCCAUCGCGGAAGCGAUGAUAGCGAACAGCUAUGUUAGACAUAGCAACUUGUGCUGGGAUUACACCAUUCAACAGCUUGCAAGGCUGAUGAAUUGACCGCCACUAUUUUUAGCCUGGUAUCCACCACACAGCUGAUUGAAUGAAAAAUAGGGAUUCGCUGGCCAGAAAAAGUCACACACACACACACACACACACACACACACACACACACACACACACACACACACACACACACACACACACACUCUCUCUCUCUCUCUCUCUCUCUCUCUCUCUAUCUAUCUAUCUAUCUCUCCCUCACACACACACACGCACACACAGACACACACACACACACACACACACACACACACACACACACACACGCACUCUCUUUCUUUCUUUCUGUCCAUCUCCUCUCCUCAAUACCUCUCUUUCUCUGUAUCUCUAUCACGAUGUCUUGGUCUCAUGCAUGCACUUGCUCUUACCGUGCCUACAACAUGUCCUUCCUUUUCUCCCGUCUCUGUUGCCCCCCGCCCCGCCUCCGUCAACAGUGAGUCAAGCCGUGGACUACACAGUGGCGCAGCGCAAUGCGUUUGUCAAGAUGACACUGGAGCACUGCAACCUGACCGAGUGCCUGGCGGCGGAGAAUAUCAGCUCCAGGACCACGCGGCUGGCUCUGAGUCGGAUCUUCGUGCCCGUGCAGCUCCAGCGAUCACUGUUCAACCUGGUGGUGGGCGCUGGUCAAAGUCGGCUGUAUGAAGUGUCGCUUGCCAAGCGUCAUCGAUGCCACCGUCGCCCCACUGUCGUGAACGGCACAAAGGUGUAUUACUCUACUUUGACUUUCUUUGUUUACGUUGACGUGCCUCCGUUGUGCACGCCGCCGCACACGUACUUCCAGCAAGAAGAGUGGGAGAGAAGACGGUUCGUACCAGGCAAGCGCAUCCUGGAUCAGAUCGGGGAGACGUGUCCGGCAACGCUGCGUGCAUCCAUCAAUAGUAUUCUGGCGAACUGCACCACGUUUAGCUUCUCGCUGCCGAAACAGCAGAUUAGCGACGACGAGGACGAUGAUGCGUAUGGAUCGGCAGACGUGGCAGAUGAAUGGGGCCGCGUGGCGAACCUCUCUCGUCCUUGUCCGGUCGGCAUGGCAACUGGGGCGCCAUUGUCACGGCAACCACCGCAGCCACCGUCGUCGGCGCCGCCUCACGAUCCCGACCACCUGUGGCUGGAGUGUGUGCUGGCGACACGCAGCAUACCGUGUCACCAGUUCUUGCCGCCGUCGCUCGACACGCCUGCACCAUGCCCCACUGGUGAGACACCGAGGGCGGUGACGUCACCAUCCAACACCACCAACACCACCACCGCCAGCAGUAGUAACGACACGGUGACAUCACCGGAGAUCCGGGUGGCUACGGAUGACGGUAUUGCUGGUGGUGGCAAUGCCGAUACUACGGACGCACCGGUCCUCGUCACAACAGAGGAGCCGACCAUUGACGAUCGAGAGGUGCUGUGCAAGGACUUCGUCAACUUGGACAACCCACCUGCUGACCUGGACUGUUCUAAGUACACUGAGAGUGUACCGACAAGUACUGCUCCACUAGCUUCAAGCCGAGAAGCAUCGAGUGCGGCAUCCACCACCACGCGGAGACGCACUACACCGAGCAAUGGAACACCAACGGCAGCGCCCGUUGCCAGCGAAAGCACCGACGGCGGGGUUGACGAUGCCGCCGUUCCACAAAGCAGCGAUUCGCUGAGCAUCGCCUCAGUGCUGUACGUCGUUCUCGGUGUAGCACUCGCAAUGAUCGCGCUCACCUUUGUGUUGGUGUCCGUCAUCUGCUACCGCAGCCGCCACAGCCUCCCCGUGCGGCAGCCGAAGAAGGGAACUGAAUCCGAAGAGCAAACGGUGCAGGGAGACGAGCUGGAAGAAGCCGAGAAUGCAAUCGCCAUUGCCACGGCGCGCGGAGUUGCCCAGAAAAAACGGACCGGGUCGGGAGAGGAAUUCUAUGUAUGAGAUGUGUGGGUAAAAUAAAUGUACUAGUAGUCGUCGGUGGAUGUAGCCAGCCAUUUGUAAAUAGUUUCUUGAGAUCUAAGUUUCAAUAACCAACGUGAAGGUGCAUGCAGUAUUUUCGCUACCGCUUGACAUGGCAUGUUUGCGUCAGGCAUCACAUGGCUUGCUGUUGAUCAUAUUCUAGUUGGCCGUUCCGAGACCUUGAUUGGCGCUGCGUUCGGAACAGCAGAUCUCCAAAGUCCCCCUUUCCCGCUGCUGCUGCUGCUGGUAUUUAUAUAAUCAUCUUAAUCAUCUUAUUUAACUAUUUAUAGGGUUACUAUUUUUUUAACUUUCCGUAUUUGGUGUGUGUGUGUGUGUGUGUGUGUGUGUGUGUGUGUGUGUGUGUGUGUGUGUGCGUGCGUGCACGUGUUGGUGUUGGCGUGUCAUUCUUUGUCGUUGUCAAGUUCUGUUUCAAAGGCUCCAAGUGAGCGUGUGAUUUGUUUUGUCUGUUUUUUUUUGUUAUUCUAUUUUUGUCUACUCAAUCCAGCUGCUGCAUUUCUCGUGACCCAGAGCUUUGCUCUACUGUAGAGUUCGUAGUUUGUUGGAAAAUGUAAUCAUCGUUUAUUUAACCUGACUCUCAUAAGAUUAUAAUAGUUAAUACUGACAGAGAACGA